AUGAAGGAUAUUAUGAAGAAGGAAAGAGCAGUGAGCUAUGAACCAGUGGAUAAUCUACAUCAUUAUAGUGUUAUUUCGAUAAGGUCUUUGGUGCAGAAGAAGACAGACUUAGAAGCGUUCACUAUUCCUUGUACGAUUGGAUCUCUGGAAUUUUCUAAGGGCUUAUGUGAUCUGGAAGCAGGCAUUAAUCUGAUGUCACUAUCUUUUUUUGAAAUGUUGGGCUUAGGAGACCCCACGCCCACCAAUAUGAUAAUAGUUAUGAAGGACAGGUCUGUGAAGAAGCCGAUCGGUAUGCCAAAUGACAUACUUAUAAGAGUUGCCAAUUUUAUAUUUCCUGCUGACUUUGUGAUCCUUGAUUGCGAAGUAGAAUUUGAAGUGCCGAUAAUUUUUGGCGGACCAUUCUUAGCAAUCGGGAGAGUGAUAGUUGACAUGGAGCUAAAUGAGCUCCCAGUUUAG
Capsicum annuum is the source of this 456-nucleotide messenger RNA. RefSeq lists its product as uncharacterized. The record is from RefSeq and is a predicted model, not a curated record. The transcript has a single exon. Lineage: Eukaryota; Viridiplantae; Streptophyta; Magnoliopsida; Solanales; Solanaceae. The coding region runs from base 1 to 456 and encodes 151 amino acids.